Molecule: messenger RNA, 2052 nt
Organism: Sinocyclocheilus anshuiensis
Lineage: Eukaryota; Metazoa; Chordata; Actinopteri; Cypriniformes; Cyprinidae
Gene: tmprss13a
Product: transmembrane serine protease 13a
Exons: 13
Coding region: 74-1576 (500 amino acids)
Biological process (GO): proteolysis
Cellular component (GO): membrane
Molecular function (GO): serine-type endopeptidase activity
Source: RefSeq, a predicted model, not a curated record
GACAGGUUGAAAUCCCACCCACCCUAAUACAUAGACACUUUGGUUCUAACCAUAGUCCUCACUCCUGUGUUUAAUGGCAGACAAUGACACGAAGGACCCUCCCCCACCAUACUACUCUGUGGCAGUGGACCCACAGACGCCUCCUAUGGCCUAUGAGGCGGUGAUUCGUCAGGACAAAUAUGGGGUCACACAGAAACCUGUGCCGCACUAUGUUCCAAAGGAUCCAGCACAAGUACAAGUAGCAGCCGUCAUCGUCACACAGCGUGUUAUUGCUCCUCCAAAAAGGCAGGAGUCUUGUGGACGGAGUGGCAAGGGUUUGGGUGGAUGGGUAGGUGCACUGCUGGUGCUGGCUUUAAUUGGACUGGCCAUCUGGCUUGGAGUGCGUUAUGGAUCCAAGUCGUAUUCUGUCCAUCAUGAGAGUGAUUGCAAGGGAAACGAUUGCAAGGAACAAGAACACAAUGAGAUGCAUGAUGGCAUGAAGGAGACUGACACCUGCUCCAACUCCUCCAUACAGUGUGAUGGCAUCCAAAACUGUCAACAGGCCGUUGAUGAGACAAACUGUGUGAGAUUCAGUGAAGGUGGAGUGUUGCAGGUCAGAACUUCUCAGGAUGGUCGAUUCCUUCCAGUGUGUAAUCAGGGAUUGGAUCAGAGUUAUGCUGACCAGAUCUGUGAACAACUGGGCUUUAGAAGGUCUUAUGCAUCAAAUCCAGUUGAUAGCAAGACAUCAGUAGCCCUUACUGUAGGACCUAGAUCAGCCAAACUAAUACAGGGUCUGGUCAAUGUCAGUUUGGGCUGUCAGGAUGAGAAAGCAGUCUCACUUGAAUGCACAGACUGUGGCAAGCAGCAAAGUGCCUCCAGGAUCAUAGGGGGCAGCACCUCUCAGCUUGGCCAGUGGCCUUGGCAGGUUAGCCUGCAUUACAGCGGAAGUCAUGUUUGUGGUGGAUCACUCGUCUCUCCAGACUUUGUUGUGUCAGCCGCCCAUUGCUUCAAAGGCUCAGUGAAGAAUUCUCUUAAUUGGCGUGUCUAUGCUGGGACUAUUUCCCAGAAUGCCCUUCAGAUCCCCUACUUUCUGAAGAAGAUUAUAGUGAAUGAGAACUACAACACUAACAACAAUGAUUAUGAUGUUGCCUUGCUGAAACUCAGCAGUCCUGUUACCUUCUCCAGCAGUGUGCAGCCAGUUUGCUUUCCUACAUUUGACCAAACCUUUUCAGAUGGAUCAGAUUGCUGGACAUCUGGCUUUGGGACAACACAAGAGGGAGCAGACCUUGCCUCUACAAGCCUCAUGGAAGUGAAAGUGAAUAUCAUCAACACGCUUCUGUGUAACAGCAGUCAGGUGUACCGUGGGGCCAUCACCAAGAAUAUGAUAUGUGCCGGUGAUAUGAAUGGGGGACGGGAUUCCUGUCAGGGGGACAGUGGAGGUCCGCUGGUGUGCAAGGGAGGUAAUAACCGCUGGUAUCUGGCUGGAAUUACGAGUUGGGGAGCAGGAUGUGGACAAAGACAAAGACCAGGGGUAUAUAGCAGAGUGACCAGCCUUCUGCCCUGGAUCUACAGCAAGAUGCAGCAAGAGAAGCCCUGAUGCCUCUCUUCUGUAUGAUGUGUCCAUUGCUGAAGACUAAAUGACGAAAGUGGACACAGGACAAAAGAUGAAGGACAAAGCAAUGCACUUUGAGAUGGGACAAUGUUGCAAUAUUGUAGCCACAACUGGACAAAGAAAAACAGACUUUAUUAAUCUCACAUUCUCCAGUCAGAAAAUAAUAAAACAACUCAACCUGGGAAAGCAGAGCUGCAGGCAUUGAGGACCCUGUGGUCCCCUUCUGUCGCUGUGCUUUCCUCAUUCUUUCCUUUGCAUUUAUACUGUAUGUUCAUUACACGCUGCUGAAUCUGAGCCUCUGUUACCUCUUUAACUUGGUAUCCUUGCACUGAUUCUACAAAAAAAUAAAAAUAAAACAUAUUGGGAGUAUUCUGCAAAUAUGUAUCUAAUAACCAAAGGGGUGUUCAUUUUGUUUGAAAAUCAGUGUCUAUGAGCUAUAAUAAAAUGUGGUAUUGUUUUAA